Xyrichtys novacula (pearly razorfish) is the source of this 22813-nucleotide messenger RNA. Lineage: Eukaryota; Metazoa; Chordata; Actinopteri; Labriformes; Labridae. The record is from the annotation of a GenBank genome assembly.
GAGCUGAAACGGAGCUCUGCAGGGCUCAGACCACUGAUGACACAGACACAGACAGAGGAGCUACACAACUGACACAGCACUCCAUGGGUGAGUCAAAUUCAAAGUUUUAACGACAGCUGUGUGCUUUUACUUUUCUUAUUUCUAAAGGUUGCUGCAGUGCUGUUGGAAGAGAGUUCCACAUUCAGUCAGAGCAGCUCUCUACACUUUUGCAGAUUAUUUAGUUGAUGAGUUCUGCUUUUUUAUCAUGUUAUUUUUAGCUCUUUUUGUUUCUUUUUUGGCUUGUUUUGUUUGUUCAAAUGAGACUAUGACGAGAGAAAUGUGAGAAAUGUUGUCUAUUACCAGUUGCCCAGCAGUUUAAUUUGAUGACAGGGUUAUUUUGAAUCAUCCUACAAAUUCUGCCAUUCAGGAUGACGGUCAACCUCAAGAUAGAAAUAAAACUACAGUACAUUUUUCAAAGUAAAAAUCACAGAAAAUUUAGUAUCAGCCUGUGAAAACCAUAAAGCAUGCUUUACCCUUGACUUAAUCCUGUUGGUCCAUCAAGUCAAUCAAAAUCAAGCUAGAACUACAGGUGGUUGUUUAUGUAUAUGUGUGCAUCACUCAAUAACCAAUUAUCUUUUAAAUCUCUUCAAUGGUGCCUUUCUUCAUUUCUACAUGUGUAUGCAAAAGCAGAUUGUUGUAAAGAGUUUCUCAACUGUUGCCAACAAGCUAAUCACCGUUUGCUCUUUGAGAUGGUUGGUAUGGUUUUCAAGCCAGUCCUUUAAAGGUUGGACCCUACAUCAUGGUUAAAACAUGCAUUUGUCUACCAGCUUAUAUUUCUUAAUACUGUAUACACACUCAACUGAAACUGAAGUUAACAAGUUAGAGAUAAAAGUCAAACCUCAGCAGAUGAGUACUGAGAGAAACCUGCUCUCACCGCAGAUUGCGAAAUAGUCAGGAAAUGAAGAUAUACAUGGACACCUAGUGGGCCUACAUAGGCCAAGAAAGUAAACAAAGAACAUGCACACAGGAGACAAGAGUUUGAACACUGUGUUAGCAAUAACAUCAGAGUUACUUUAUUCUGGAGGCUUUAAUGGUCACAUUCAUGCUGUGUGGUCACAUUGGAUGACAAGUUUUCAUGUAGCACACUGAUCUAAUUUCUUUUACCCCCAAAAAAGUUUAGUAAUCAGGAUGGUAAUGAGGGAUCAAUGGGAUCAAUUGAGAGCUGAUGAACGUCAUCUUGCAUGCAUCCAGAAUGGAUGCUGCAAGCAAAGGCUCCAAGCUGCAACUCAGAUGUGGUUAGCAGUGCUAAUGAAGACAGCUCUCAUGAACAGUUGAAGUUUUAGGAACUGAGAAGGACAAAUUCCAACAGUCUUAAAAACCUGUAUGGUUUUGGAAAGGUGUCGCUUUUUCAGGAACUGAGAAUAAUUCACUUUUGUGCUUGUUUCUUUGUGUUUAUCACCCCUAUCCUUUUAUUUUAGGGGAACUGAAAACCACCUCACCCACCCACAUCAAACCUUACAAAGCCAGUUUUCCCUUGUUUUGUGUUUAAGUCAGAACCUUAAGCCAAUUAUUUAUCCAGCAAACUUAUAGAUGUGUGUUUUUAAGUUUUUAAACCUACAGAUUUUUCUGUUGAAAUGGUUCAACGUACUCCAAUGGCGCCCAUGAGCAGAUUUUACAAACACAUUAAUGCAGUUCAAGGUUUUCAGUGUCUAAGCACACAAUAGCUAUUGUUUAGUAACACUCAGUGCUCCAAGGUCCCAUCUACCUGCAUGUUUUUUCCUUUUUUUUUUUUUGGGGGGGGGGGUUGUUUUCUGUUUUGGCCUCUCAUUCAAAUACAAACAGAGUUUUAGAUUGAAAAUGAAGGUUUCUGACAAAACUUUCCAUGGUAAGGAACUCUGUUCAGGAUACCCAGGUGUCAUAAUCUCAACAUGCUCAUGGAAAUUUAGUUUAUUUGUACUGCAAAGUGAUGGGCUUCUGGUUAUUUACAUCUACUCAGUACUUCUGUUUGGUUUUAUUGCAUGUUAACGUGGAAACAUAGCUUUCUUUCUUCUCUACCAACCUCUAUUUACUAUAAAGCACUUUUCAUACAACAAUUAUGUAACAAAAACAAAACAAAUCUGACAAAUAAGUUGAAACAAAAACAAUUUGGAGUUUUAAAAACAGGUAAAAAAAAGAAAUCCUCAAAUCAAUUCUAAAAGAUACUGAAAGCCAACUCUGAGACUUUAAAACUGGUGCUGUGGGCUCUCCUUCGCGUCUUUGUCAGCACUCUCGCAGUUGAGUUUUGCAGCAGCUACAGCAGAAGAUACUCUUUAAAGAGAGAGCAAACAGACGCGUGUGCUCCAGCGUCUCUGCAUUGGUUUGACUGAGAAUAUUGUUGGCAACAACUUUGGAAAUUUUGGGGGCGGAGCUUCUGAAAUGUUUUGGAAUAUUUUAUGGGUGCAUGUGUGAAAGAAGCAUAGGUGUCUCUGGAAUGAAACUCUUUUCUCACAUCAAGCAUGAUAUUUAAAAAUAUUGAGAUCCAGUCAAGAGUAGACUUCUCUGUUUUGAAUGUCCCAUGAAGCUUGCAUAAUCUUCGGUCAUAACAUUUUGAGUGUUGCUGUGUAAAGAUGACUGUACUGAUACCAAUAAGAAAGUAUCAGCAUUCUGCAGUAGCGUGAGAAGCUGCUCUUUGGUCGGUUUCAAUUCUAACUUCAGCCUUCAUGCUUUAACACCCCACAGCUUUAGCUGCUGCGGACCGUGGUUUGAGGUUUCAUGACCAGUAGAAGAAUUUUGUGCUGCUGGGUUGCGCAUUAUCACUUUGCAGGAGGUUACAUAGGAGCACAUUUACAGGAAAACAAGUUUCUUUAGUUGUUGUCGGGCCACUGAUAGUUGAUUCUGAUCUAACACCUCUAACUUUAAAACUGAGCAGUUUAUAUGUUUUCAAGAAGCUUCAGCCGCAUCUAUAAACUGUGCUGUGUGUUUAAGAACAGGGAGCAUAAAGUGUUAAUUAUCUUUGCACCAUCUAUAGAUUAAUCAAACAUGGUUAAAAUAUAAGAUGUAGUGGAUUUAGUGUAAGUAAAUAUACAUGAAAUAAAUGAUCCUUUUUAUUGCAUUGGUCCUUUAAAAGGCCUCCUUGUGUUUCAUACCUUUAAGCAGAGGUGGGGGCUUGACGACUCGACUUGAGACUUGAGUCCCGUUUUUGACUUGCUUGAUGAAAUCAAGAAAAGACUUGGACUCGCUUGGGACUCGAUUGCUAAAGACUUGAAACUUGACUUGACUUGACUUGACUUGACCUGAGCCCAGUGAUUUGAAAAGUCAAGUCAAGUCUUUUCAAGUCACUUAAUACCUUACAGCAAGCCCAAACCGUUUAAAAAGUGUCGCAUCAACUAAUAGUCAGGAAUUACGGCCGUUGGUAACACCGUGUUGUGUUGUCAAGUCUGUUUAUUUCCCGCAAAAAAAUUCCCCUUGUUUUUGUCUUGUUUCUGGAGGUCUGUUUCCUUAUUUCUCUCACGAAACUUGGCAACACUGUCUCAAACUCUAGCCUCCCUCAUAACGACAACACCGGGAGGACUGAACAUAAAUCACUCACUAGUAUUGCCCGCCUGUUUCCACGUGUUGCCUUGUUUCUCUCUUUUGUUUUGUUUUGGAACAGUGAAUUAGAGUAUCAGUUUAAUGUUUAAUUGUAUUUGAGUCUUCCUUAUUUUUGUGCACAUUGUCUAAGUUUCCAAUUAUUGAAGUUUAUCUGAUUAUUUUUUGCAUGACAUGUAAAAUAGUUUGGUUAAAGCUGCACUAUGUAACUUAACACAAACAAGAACGCUUGUUUGAUAAUAAAUGCAAAUAGUGAAAAAUGCUCAUGAUUUAUGUAAAUCUUUACAUAUAACAAAUGGUUUAUGGCUUUGAUAUGACUUGUUUUUGACUCGAAAGAAACGUUAAGGACUCGGACUUGGACUCGAGACUUGAGAGCAAAGGACUUGGAUUUGCCUCGGACUUGAGAGCAAAGACUUGAGACUCGACUUGGACUUGCAACAUAAGGACUUUCCCCCACCUCUGCCUUUAAGCGUAUAUAUUCACUUGCUUCUCUGUCGUUUUGUAGUUGCUUUUCUUUUAUAUGAGUAUAUAGUGUGUGUGUAACUGUAUGGAGAUAUACACAGAGGCUAAAAAAAUGUUAAUGAUUUAUCAGAUUAUGUAUAGGUGGGGUCCAAGGUUCUAGCUCGCACAUAAAAGUUGUAAACCAUGCACCAAUAUAAAGCAGAAUGUAACUGUUCUAUACUUGGCUGUAAUGUUGAAUGUAAUGCUCUAGAUAGAGAGAUAAGGAGAUAAGGAAGCAAAGUGCAGCAUCAUUGAACUCAGUACAGCUACUGAUAAAUUACUCUACACCUCUUCAGAAACACAGGAGGGAAAGAAUUAAAGAGAAUUAAAGUCACGUCAAUUUAACAGAGAGACUAUGAAUAACCUAAAACUCUAAACCCCAAAUGUAAGAGUUACACCACUCACUUAUUUCUGCUGCGCAAUGAGACCUAGUCGCUCACUCGCUCACAGGCGUAGUAAAAAAUAAAUACCUUGACCUCAUAUUAGCCUUGUGGUUAUUCUUGUCAUACAGAAAUAAAAAGUGCAGUGUAAUUCUCGGUAUGCAGACACUCAAACUUGAAUCUUGCAGGUAAGGAGGUAAAUUUCAGUAUCAGAGAGUAUUUUUGUUUUUUGACUAGCGGUUUUGAUGUUUCAAGCAAACACAAUCCUGUCGGUUUCAGUCCUGUCAUUUCAGAUGUCCACCUCUUUCAUGAUGGACCUUUUGAGUAUCAGAACUCUCAUUUGGAAAAUGUUCUUUUUUAUAGUAUAUCUACAGCAAAGUUGUCUCAAGUCCAAAUAGAUUUUUGGAGGGUCAAAAUGAAAUGAUAGAUGUCUGGAGUGAUUUUUCAUUUUGGAUGUUUGAAUUCAGUUACAGAUGUUUGUUAUCAUAGUAUGUGUUCAGGUCUGUGGUAACAGCAAAAGAGGUAGAAACCAUUUUUUUAUAAAUGAAUCCUUGAACCCAUCAGCUUUUAUUGAAAGUGUAUUUGCUUUACCAGCCUCUAUAAACAGAUAACUUCCCGUCAUGGAUGUUAUUCCUCUCCUCUCACACCUUUUUCGUUGCCUUCUGACAGAUAACUAGUGCAUCCUCACCUGUAAUCAUGUUUGUCCUCUUUAGUUAUGGUCUGAUUCUCUUCUUACUGAUCAUUGAAAGACAAACUACGAGAAAUAAACAUUCAUUUGUAAAGACUGACUUCAUGUAUUGAUUGGACAGUUUUGGCAACACGGUGAGCCAUCAGGAUAAACUUAUCUAACCGAGUUGAGUGAAAGAAACAAACCACUUCCUUCAGUAAAUAUGUUUGUUUUGUGGCGUCACAAAGAGCUCACAGGGAUAUAGAAAGUAUCUCCGACAUCAGGAUGCAGGGGCAUUUUUAAAGCUAGUCAAGGUCGCAGGCACAGGAACAGCCAGUUUCACUUUACUGGCAGUGUUGUUUCAGUGUGUGUGUGUGUGUGUGUGUGUGUGUGUGUGUGUGUGUGUGUGUGGGCGAGCGCACACUGGACCUCCGAAUUGUUCCACCCUUGCAGGUUGGAAAGUCCCCCGGUCUCUUUCUCCGGUCCUGUGUGUCCGAGUGAGUAAGUUGUGUGGGUUUAUGCAGCAGCCAAUCAAACUCUCGCUCUGAGGAAGCAGGAAGGAACUCGCACUGCCUGUCGACCAAUAGCAGGCCAGGGCUUGAGGAGGAAAUGACUGGCAGAGUAUCAGGGUUCACACAACCAACAGACUUCCUAACCAUCAAGACUGAUUGUUUUAUCUGCUCCUCCAGCCAAUACUUCAUUUUUCCUCUUUUUUUAACUGAUUAUCAUUUUAUUCUUUUAUCUGAAUUCUUUUUUUUUCCUUCCUCCAAAUCGAAACACAACUUUGAUCUGUCGCUUUUGAAUUUUUGCUCCAACAUAUCCAACCGUGACUCCGUCCAACUAAAACCGCGUGCCGUUAGAAAAGUAUGGUGUUUUUUUGUUUUGUGGUACCCCCUUCAUGUCUGCUGACAUGUCCGGCCCGUCCCUGAGGAAGAAGUCGUUAAUGCUGAGCUCCAAGCCAAGCACCAGGAUGUGUAUUCGGGAACAGAGGGAUGUCCUGUAAGUUCAUUUUAUGUCUCUUCCAUCCUGAGCCUGGUACAUUUUCUCAUUGACUUUUGUUUUUUGGCUCUGAGGCUGAAUUUCCAAAAGAGCUAUCUGCAGGUUGUCCUUAUCGAGAUCAUUAUCAUUAUUUAAGUGAGAUUAUAUUGUGUGGUUUUGGGAUUUAUCUGCUUUCCCUGCUGGUUGUGGAUAUCUGGCAUCACUUCGUUCUUGGUUGUCUUUGUCUGUAUCAGGAUUUUUUGGAUUUGGUUCAGUUUCUUUGGAUCAGUGAAGCAACUUUAAGGUUUCCUUUGCCUGUUUCCUUCUGAAGAAUCUCCAAAUUUGAGCUAUUUCUCUAUAUUUCUUUACCCUCUUCUUUAUCAUGACGCUUUUUCUCUUAAAUUGUUCAUCUGCUUGGCCUUGUUUCACACAUAACAGCAAAGAUGCCACAAAAAAUGAGCACAUUAUAGGAUGCUGUGAUCAACAUCAAAAUGCUGUUUUUAAAUUCAGGUAUCUCAAAGAAAACAAAUAAGUUAGAAUCAAAUAUAGACCCAGAAAUGUGCUGAAAUAUAAUCUUCACAAAUGUUUAAAAUAUGCAAAAGUAAUCUGAGAGGAGGAGUGAAAAGUCUGUGCUUGUACAGUGUUGAUGUGUUUGUGUAUCAGAGUCUCUGCAGUGGAUUUGUGGAACUGAAUCUGAAACUGAAGCAAAUCACGAACCAUUCGCUUUAUGUAAUAUCGUGAAAUCACAGAAUUUAAAGAGAUUUCAGGAUAAAAGGCGGCCUCCACAUUUUCUUAAUGUCGUUUCAGUUUCAUGGGAAAAGAUUACUGUGAUUUUAUAAACAUGGGUUGUUUGUCCUUUUGUGGGCUAGAGCAACAAACGAUAAAGGCGUGAUUCAACUUUUUGCUGUUGAGAUUUCUUCCUCAGUCUUGUGGAUUAUAAUCUAACAGUUUACUCAUUAGUAAACUAACCUUCUUUUGUGAACCCUGUCAGCAAAGUAGUUUCGAUCAAAGCGUUCAGAGCCCAGAAAAGAGAAGAGGAGUGGGUUUUAAGGAAAUCAUCGGUAAACAUAUUCUCUCAUGACACAUUUGAAGUAGUCGCAUCCUGACAGCUUUCACCGGACAUGAAACUUUGCAUUAAAAACUAUAAUAUGUUCAGUUAAAGCUGACUGAACACCUACGCUGCAGCUGCAGUGUACACACUGUACCUUUUUUUCUCUCACUCCUUCUCUGUGCAGCGGAGUGUUAAAAGAAGAGAUCCAAGUCCAGUUUGUAAAGUAAGGAAAUGUUGUGUGAAAGUGGGUGGUCAAUAUUGGUUGUGGACACAGGCCUCAAAGUGGAGGACAGAGACAUUAUCCAUAGAGUAAGACAUUAGUGAAACAAAGAGUAAACCUGAGCAACACAAACACAAAAAGGAGAAAGGGAAGAAUUAUCAAGUCAAGGCGUCAAGGACGUUUCUGACCUGAGUUCAGAGGGGGUGUAUAUGGUCAGAAUGUGAUAAAGUACAGUAGGGUUCACUGAAGAUCAUGUCCUGGAUCAGAUGUGUCCAAAAUCAAAGAGCAAAUGUCAAAACUUAUGGAAGAAGCUCUCAGGUCUGUUAUGUGUUAUAAAUAUAUUUUGAUGGUGGGAUGUCACUUCAAAUAAUGUUGAAGUUGCUGCAGUGCUUCUUAGCUGAGGUGAAAGUAUAGAUGUAUCUGUAAAUAUAGAUGCUGAUUACACAUCAAACUAUCUCCUGUGAGUUUGAGAGGAUCGUUUCUUUCUUUCUUUCUUUCUUGUUGUGAUUUUUAACCUCUAAGAUCAGGCUGCAUAACUGUAUCAUUAUAAAUUACAAAGAAAAAACAAAAUAAACCAAGUAGCGGCUGUGCUUUUUUUCUUUACUCAUUCGUUAGUCUUGUUCUCCAUAACUGUUUUUAGAUUUGAAGUGGAGAAUUAAACUUUCAGAUUUCGGACAUCAAUGAAAUAAACAAGUCUGCCAUAUUAGUUUUAUUUAGCCUCAACAACUUGAUCCUUUCAGCUCUGCUAUUAAACCUUUAUGAAAAAAAUGAUAGGAGCAGAACGAGUAAACACUCAUUCAGUUUUCCUGAUAAUCAUACAUAAGAAAAGUCGUUCAGUGCAUUUUAAAUUUAUGCUAUUGUGGUUGGAUAACCAACAGAAAACUGUGUCUGUUGUGAGGGGAAGAAAACGCACCAUGAGGAGGUUUACAUAUCACAGAGGGAAAAUAAUCUGAGCAGACACCUGACAGCUGUGGGAGGAAACUAGGUUCUUUCAGAAACCAAGUUUUUUACGCUGAAAAUGUGAUUCAACCUCCUGAAAUAAUGUCAAAGAAAACCAAAUCGUGCGACAAAAUCAAGUGGCAGAGAAGGCUGGGAUUUGUUUACAUGUGUCACCAACAACAACACUGAACUUAAUGAUCUGUUUCCCCACAACUUUUGGCUGCUACUCAGACUUUGUACCAAACCUUCGUACAUACAGUAUAAAUCAUUUGGUAGGUAGUUUUAAAGACAUAGAGCCUUGUAGAAGCGCAGAUCAAACCUGGGUUGUGAAGAUUAAAUUAUAGUUGUAAACAUUUGAUGCCAAAAAAAGAAGCCUGUAGUUUUUAACUUAAAGUAUGAACAAAGGCUUUGGAAAGAAACACACUAAAAAAUGCAUUUAAGUGCUUUGAGUGCUCCGUGACGUUUCCACUCUGGCCUAAGCGGUCAGCUGUCAUUGCUGUUGUUUCUCCGCAAGCCAUGUGUCAGAGGCAGAGAAAGAAAAGGCCACAUUUACAGGAAAUGUGUUCUCAUUUUUGAGCCCCUUGUUGGGGGGAGGAGGAGUGCAGCAGGUGGGCUUGCAAGUCAAUGCAAAAUCUCAACGCUCUUCCUGCUUCUUGCACUCUCUCUACAUCUGCCUGACUUCAGUCCUUGGUGUUACUGUUUUUACUGUCAGUGCAUUCAGCUUCUAUAAGGAAACAUAGAUGUGAUUGUAGUUUAUUCAUCUUUAUGUUUUUUUUAUCCAAAAGCCUAAGUGAAGUACAGCUUUUGUCAGCUGGUCUGAGUUGAAUCCUUUCUUUAGCCGUUUGACUCCUUCCUGUGAAGUGACAUGGUCAAAUUUGGACAUAGGAAGUGAUGAUGUGUAGGGGAAGCCAUGUGCAAAGAAAGAGGACCUGGUAUUACGGUUUCACCUUUCUUUGAGUGUACAGCUGCAGGUGCGUUUUUGCGUAGAGUAAACGUUGACUUUCUGUUUCUGUUCUGUUUUUUUUGUUUGUGAAGAAGGAACCAAAGAAUCCUAUAAAGUGCCACCGAAACGUGUGGUCCCUAAAGCCGGUGGAAUUCAUAUCCUCCAACAGCAAACUGUAAUUUACAUCACAUGUUAGCUGACCUCAUUGAUCAGGUCACUAUACAUUCAUAAAACCACACUAGAGGUGUUUGAAAUCUCUUCCCAUGAAAAUGUCUCUGCCACAUGAUACUAUUCCUGCACUUGCAUUACUCAUAUCUAAUUCUCUUUAUGGUUGAAGUCAGGUCACUUCAGGCUGGUCACUCCUAUAAAACACACAUAAAGUUGCCCUGUAAAAAGAUUAUAACAUUUACAGUCUUCUUUUAAGCUUUCUUGACUGUUAAUCCACUUAAGCUCUGCAUUUUGUCCUGCAUUUGAACCCUGAAGUUGGUAAUGUGAAUUAUUCUAUUCUUUCCAGGCGGUUAGAUGACCGUUUUUGCUGUGCGCUAAACUAGUUUGGCCUAUUUCUAAGAAAGCGACUCAUAUGGUUAGGUCAUUGUCUGAUAAACAGCUGUUCUUGUCGCCUUAAAGCCACAGUGGGAAAUUUUCAGCUGAUUAUGAAACAGACUUAAUUAAAAUUGUCUCUAUAUGACUCAUAAAGCGAACGAGACCAUUAGUAUUAAAACGGACUAUUUCUACGAAUCAUAAUGGCCUGAAUACACAGCGACCCUAGUUAUAUAUAGAAGAUGACCACUUCUUUUCAAGACUUAUUUUUACAAGAUUUUUUAAAAGCCAGAUCUUAAUUCACUGUGUUGAUGACAAACAAAUACAUUGAAUGUCUUUUGACAUUGAAUCACUGCAUUUAAAUCAAACAAAAUAUAAUUUUAUGUAUAAAUUAAACACUUGUGGUAUCAUUAUUCAAACACUGUAUGGGUCAAAAGAUAACUCUGCUUAUGGGUUUACCUUUAAUCAGUUCUUCAGUAACAUUUAAAGGCCAUCUUUUCAGGCUCACCAUCUUCAGACAUUACACUCUGUUUCAUCAUACCUUUUAUGUAAAUGUCUCUGCUGCACUGAUAAGCUUUUCUUUGAAAAACCAUAUAUGCAGGGGGUUUACCGUUAAUAUAAGCAACACCUCACAGGUCGCAUGUUUGCUUGAACUGAAUUAUCUAUUCAAUCUGAUCAUCUCUUGAUAAGGCGGGGUGCUUGAUUUGACAGGUUAUCUCACCUAAUAAUGUCAUGAGGGGAAAAAAACUGUCAAUAAUGGCACCACCUGGUCUGAAAGGAAAACAGCUGCUUGUGAAUACGGGCUUCUUGUCUUCCACAUGUUCACUGUCAGUGGGGCCGAGCCCUUUAAGAGACCCGUUCCUGUCGCCAGUUUACACAUAUAAAUUGUGGUUAAUCAUUCAUCUGGUCAGAGGAAAACUAAAGGCGGAGAAGUUAACUCCCCACAGCUCACACAGACCUCUAAAGAUAUCAGCCCUCAGUCUCUAUUUGUAUUUUAACACCUACAUACUCAAGUCAUUGUGAACAUGUGAAGCUAAAGCAGCGGAGGAACCUCUGUGGUCAGCUGACGUCGAGGGGGAACAGGAGGUGAGGUAAAACCUUAGCUCUGUAUGAUACAGUCUGCUUCCUGAGCAGGACAGACGUUUCUUCCCGGCACCCAAGACAGCGGUCUACCGCUGACCUUUAAAUCUGAUGGAGGGAGUUGUGUGGGUUUGCAUGUGUGUCUUGGGGAGUCAGUGGUGGAAUUGAAACCAAACUGUUCUCACUGCAUAGCAACAGUGUUCACUUUACCCACACAAAUGUUUGUAACAGGCACCUGGCAGCUGUAUAAAAUCUGUGUCAUGAUGCCACAGCAGAUGCAAAGAGUUCAUAAUGGAAAUUAAAUCCACUUACCCUAAAAAUGAUUUCACAAACAGUAAGCAAAACAACAUAGAAGAAGUUUUACUUGACAAAAAAGUAUAAUAGAAUACAGUACGCUUGUUUUCUGGAUACCUGCGAACCAUCAGGUUUAUCAUAGCCUUCAUCAGUAAAUAGGGUUUGCUUUGGUGUCACAGAGUCGGAUUUUCUGUUUCAGCAACAUGAAACUUUGUUAACUUUGUUCAAACUGGCUUACUCUGUUCAGUUCAUAUAGGUUACAUCAAUUUUGUCUGUAAUAAUCUGCUGUCUGUAGAGGAAAAGACCUAGAUCAAUGUUAUAUGUCAGCCUGUCGUUUUAUGAUCAUGUGCAUUCAUCCCUGUAUGGACCACAUGGGCUUUUCUAAAGUUAUGAAGAUUAUUAAAAAGAAACAAUACAGAACUGUAGAAUAUAAAGAGAUGCGACUCAAUAUCAGUGAUUUUGGCAAGGGAAAUAAUAAAUACACACUGAAUAGUGAUGGGAAGUUUGUCUCUUUUCAGAGAGCCGGCUCUUCUGGCUCAGGUCCCAAAGAAGAGCCGGCUCACUCAACUCCCAAACGGCUCUAAAAUGUAGGAUAUUUUAUAGCCCUAUAUUUUACCUUAACUUCACGAAAAUUAACAGUUUCAGUGUCAAAAACCCUUUUGCGUUCAGUGUUUUUAUGGGAAGCCUUAUAAUUGCCUAAUUUUGUAUAUUUAUUCUGUUAUAUAAAAAAUAUAUAUUCUUACUUUUGUUUAAUAUUUUAAUCAAACUUUUUUGUCGCACAAACUAACAAAUAAAAACAAAUAAAUGAAUAAAAAAUACAGCUGCAGACAAAUCAUCAGAUCAGAACCAAACUGAAGCAAACAGAAUUAAUGUCCUCAGUGCAGGUUGACAUUCAUCAAAUCAGAUGUCUCAGCUUGGAUGGGCUGAUUUUUCUCUCUGUGACUGUCUGCUCCCUCUCAAGUUUUACAUAAUGGUAUUAUCCUAUACCCUCAUGUGGAUAUGUGAGGAUGUAGGAUAGUCUGGAGGACCAAUAGGAUAGCCCUACAUAUACUGUGUCUUAAUUUACAAUGAAAUGUAAGCAGCUCAAGUGUAAGUCUCGUUUGCCCUUUUUAAUGCUAUGAUGUGUUGAAGAAUCGUAACCUCAGGCUUCAUUCCUCUGUGGUUUGAUUGAUCUUGGGGAUUUCCAAGAUGAGUCUGCUCGAGUUUCAGUUUCAGUUUUAGUGAUGAAGCGGUGGUCAGUCUGCCAUCAUCAGUCUGCCAUCUCUUAUCUAAGCUGGUUAAGAUUUGAUUUUUCUGGUUUAAAAGGCAUAAGUUUGAUGUUUUUCUACAACAACAAGCUUUUGUUUUCACUUGACCUUGUUGCAGCCAGUUGUGUGCGUUUGUUUGUGUAGGUGUGUGUGUUAGUGUGUCCAGAGAGGAAAUACGAUUGAAUGACUCUGGUAUGCGAGCAGCUCCCGUCCUUCCCUUCCUGGUAAACAGCUGUUUUCUGAUCAGCUCUCAGCCUCACAAAUGAUGGAAAUCAGCAGCAAUGGGGUCAAGUGGUUCAACAAGCCUAUACACCUUCUUUGGUACUGAGAGAUUUUUGACAGAUAACAACCUACAUAUGAGUGACAGCCACCUUCCUGUUCAAUAAAACAACGAUAAACUAUAAAGUUGCCAUGGACACAAGGAUGUUUACUCAUUAUUGAUGUGUCCUGUAAACCUUUUGACCGUUUUUUUCAAUUUCCUUGUUAUUUCUUGUCAUUAAACUAUGAUUCAAUGCCCCAUGUGAGAAAGUAAGGUUUAAUUUUCAGUUUCUCACGCCAAUGACGCCAUAGUAAGGGUGGUAAAAUUUUGCUUUUAUGCUGACUGACAGAGUAUGUCUCAAACUGUUUCACAACAGUGCAGUGAAUGAAACUGCUGUAUUUCCUUCAUUCAUAGAUGACAGUGUUUUUUUCUCUGUGACGUCUCUGUGGUUUUUCACAGAAUCUGUGAAUAAGAAUUCAAGUUUAAUUCUCAGGGAGAAAAAGUCUUUCAAGAAAUGUUGAAUUCUGAUUUAAAAGUGUAAUAGUCCGAGCAUCUAAGUAAUAUUUGAGUCAUUAAGAUCAUGGAAAAAAGGUUUAGAAUUUUAGGAAGUGUCUCUAAUCACUUGACUAUGAAGUCAUAUUUUAUAUUCAGACUAUCCAUGUUCAUCAUCAGCUUUACCAGGAAUUGCAUUUUCUCAAAACUGUGGAUUUGUCUUCUGGAGCUGUAGCAUUGUACUGUAAUUGAUUAUAACUAUCUGUUUUAUAAGAUAUUGACAUAGUGCUUAAAACAAGCAUGCAGCAAUACUGUGAGAUCAUGGUAGAAGUCCACAAAUGAUAAAAAUAGGAAAGCUGAAGCAGUAGCAGCCCUCUGAGAGAUGAUAUGACAUUUAAAAAAUAAAAAUCUUUUUAAAAAAUUAUGAUGAAUCCAAACAUUGGAGCUCAGACCUCUUUGGGUUUACAAAUGAAGUGAAUGUUUACACCUUCAAACCAUUAUUUUGUUAGUUUUCAUUCAGUUCUAUAACUUACAAGAAUUACAAUGUUUCAAAAUAAGAGCACAGUUUAACUAUGUAGUUUCACAUCUAGAUAAAACAGGAGUUUGAACAUUAUCAUAAAUUGAUGAAAACAUGUAAGUGAACAGUUUUUAAUUGUUAAGUGUUUGAAGCAGUGCAUCAUUUUUAUCAUUUAUUUUGAUAUUUGAUUUUUAUAUUAAUCAUAAGAUAAAAAUCUGAUACCGUGACAGGCCUAGUCUCUCCCAAUACAACACCAUCCCUCUUUUCAGGCCCAAUAAAGUCUCCAGGUGCUGUCUGGUUCUGAUUAAGGUUUCUGUCGGUUGAAGGAAUAAUGUAGAAUGAUGCUACAAAGAGCCUAGUUUAUGGCAAAUUAACAAGAAAACCCUGAAACAUAUUUUAAUUGUAGCUAUUUAUGAAAAAUAUUACAAAGAUUGUGGUCUUGAUCUUCUCUUUUUAAGACCUCUUGAGAUUGUUGUGAUUAAUACAAUUGAAUGAGAAACCAGUCCUGUGAAAAUCUAAAGAUGUUAACAACAGGUUCUGACUGGUGUCUCUUAGUAGUAAUAGAUGGUUCUAGACUAUCAGGCUCUUUCCUUGACCCCCGCACCCCCACUCCCCUCAAAAGAAUGCAGAGUGUACAGUCAGAGGUCCAUCAUGUUGUUUCAGAUCGGUCUGCUGCAGGUUGAGAACGAGAGCAUCAGGAAACCUUUGAAGCAACGAUAAGCAGCAGCUGAGCUUUGACCUUGUGCAAAUUGAGAUGAGGUUUAGUUAGACUGCAGAGCUGAAGCCUUUAUCUCUCAUUGUGCUUAUAUAUGUGUGUGCGCGUGUGUACAUGCGUGUGUGUGUGCGUGUUGUGGCCUUUGUCCACCAGUUAUCAGUAAACUGUGCAGUAGAUGAUCACAACCACAUGAUAGCCUUUGUGUGUCCUCUUGAAGGCUUCCAAACACACACACACACACACACACACACACACACACACACACACACACACACACACACACACACACACACACACACACACACACACACACACACACAAAGCAGGGCACCCAAAGGGAACAUGCUACAGCUCCACCUUGGUGAUUUAUGGAGUCUCACCCAGGCUUCUUCCCUCCAGUUUUUUAUCAGCUCUCCAUUCUGACUCCCUUUACUCUACAUUCUUGCAGCCUGACACAUGAUUAAACUUUGUGCCAGCAGAGUAAUAACAAAGCUUCAACUCAAAAUGAGGGUAGUUUAAUCCAAUUUAGUAGUUUAGUGACAUAUUACUGUUUCUUGCUCGAUUUCUGUGAAAUUUAGCAGGAAUAACUGUGGUCUCCGAGCUGAUUACUGAUUACUGUGCACAUUUAGCUUCAGAUACAGAGCGUGUUGUUUUUAAUGAGUCUUAAAUCUUUUCAAGGGUUUGAUUAGAUUGGACAGUUUUAACACCAGGAAAUUAUCCAUGUUUACAUAUAACUGUGUUUCGUUUAGUUGGAAAUCAAAGUGCAGCUACUCGUGGUUAAUCCUGUGGGUCAUGUGGCUACUAAGAAAAGCAGAAAACUGAUGACGGGUAUUAUUUGCUUAAUUUCCUCAAAAUUUUUUCUCUAUUCUUGUCAAGAUUUUUAUCAUGAUGUGUAUCAAGUAUGUAGGAGGAGACUGUAAUAAUGACUAAAUGCUCAGUCAUGCUCACUCAUACUUAUCACACUCCAACUGAUUAUUAAUCCUCCUCCUGCACGUACAGGAGUCAAUUUUCACCAUCUUUCAGAAGUUUAAGAUUGACUCUGGUUCCUGUUAGUCCUUUAAAACUAAUGGAAAGAGUAGUUUUGCUGCUUUUAUAAUCUGAACCAGUCCGUAGAUAACAUACAAACAAACUUGGACAUAUUCUGUGAUCUAGACCACUUCAGAUGAAGUAUUCUGUUGCUUAAGUAAACUGCCCUUUAAUAUAAUCAAAUGUCAAUCUGCCGGUCAGUCAUCGUCAGAGUUACAUCACGUUUAAAGAAGCUGUACGUGGAUGGAUUUAUUUCAGUCUCAGUUGAGUCGUCAAACAGCCAUCCCUGCAGGUUUUUAUCUCAGGGAAAGGAAGCAGAUUUUUACAAGAAGUCCUGGUAAAUAGUCCUCAUUCCUGGACUCAAUAAACACACAUGCACAUGCACACGCAGAUACACACACAGUCCCUCCCUCUGAGGUCAGUAGAUGCUGCUGAUAGACUGGAAGUUACACGUAAACACAUUGGAUGAUAAAGCACUUCAGUUGGAUGUUAAUUUUGAGUUCUUCUCUUGCGUGCUCCCACUCACACACACACACACACACACACACACACACACACACACACACGCAGACACACUCACACACACACAAAUAUCUGUUACGUGAAGCCUUGAACCCAGCACAUGGACAUGACAUGUUUCCUGUCCAAAGUGAAUGUCUGGGUGUAAGUCCACUAUCUCCAUUUGGGUGUUUAUUUGAGAGGGGAGGCAAGACAGAUAUAAAUCAACAAAGACAGCCCAAGAGAGAGAGAGAGAGAGAGAGAGAGAGAGAGAUCAUCAGAAACUCAGUGAGCUUCAGAGGGUGAAAUCAAAGCCAGUUUGAUCAGACGAGACUGAAAACCGGACAGACAGGCCCCUCUUAGUUCUGAUCUGAUGAGGCGUAACAGCAAACCCACUCAGGACGGACGGAAGAGAAAAAGUUUGAGGCUUGUCAGCUGUCGGUUCGACUUUCCUAGCAUGGAUGUACUACCAACGUUAGCUUCCACUGUUUUAGACUCCACUAUUAGCCUGCUGAGGGAGAGCACAGCAUUUAAGAGCAUCAGCAGGAGGCUCAAAAGGAGGUAGGAAGAACCAAGAUCAUUUACUGACUAAUAUUUCUGAUAUGGGAUCCUAAUACCUUUAAUCAACUUUAAAGAAGAUAGAGGAAAGUAAUUUUUGCUUUACUAAUCCAGAAUAUUUCAAACCCAGGUAAUCAAAGAGGGCAAGAAUAGCAUCAACGCAAUGAUCAAAAAUAUUCAUUUCAUUAAAUAUGAACUUUAUAUCUACUCAGUAUAUAAACAAAGUGUUGUAGACAACCAUGAGUGGCAUCAGUGUCUCUUUCCUUCUUGUUCCACCUGCUCAUUAAUGUGAGCUGAUAAACAGACAACCAGAUAAAGACAAAAACAAGUUCAUGCAAAAUUUGGAUCCAUAAAUGAGCUUGUUGGAUUGAUAAUUGGAGGUCAAAUCAGUGACAUUUUUCUCUUGAUAUUUUGGGAUGAUAUAUGAAACGGCUUCAGCACCUAGACAAGGUCGUUUGCCCAGUGACUGUUGAUAUCUGUUGACUUUUUGUUAAAAGGAUGUUUUUCCCUGCCACUGUCACUCAUGUUAGAUGAGAUGGGCCAAAUCCCAUCUUUGGUUGGGUCUUGAUAAUUCAUCAAACAAUGAGCGUGGUCUAGACCUGCACUUUUUCUUUGGAAAGUGUCUUGGGAUGACGACUGUUGUGAAUUGGCGCUAUAUAAAUAAACCAUACUGUGUGUCUGCUAUCUUCAGUUUGAUAGACAUCUCUUUUACUUGGCUCUUUGUGUCCUUUAACCUCCCUCACAGUUUGCCUCCUUUUUUAAUAUUUUUCUUUGGAGAUGGUUGGUCAGCUAGUAAAAUAAAGUUUCCAUGUAUCAAAAUAAACUAUAAGUACUGUUAAAAUGUCUUCCAUGUUUUUAAUUGCCAAGUAAAAGGUGUUUUUACCACAGUGUCAACAGGCAGAGGUAAAAUGUGCAGCACUCUUUUCUGUGGACUGAUAAAUGACUUGAUGAGUGUGAUCUGGAUGACCUUUAUAUCACUUUAGUGUUGAGAAAUAACUCACCUUUGUUAUGGAGUUUUGACUAACCUGGAUCAAGUGGUUGGCACAGCUCAGAUGUGAAGGCGUUCACAUUUGUUGUUGUUGUUGUUUUCUUUUUAAUUGGAGAUGUUUAUUUCCCUGUCUGAGCAUCUUAAAGCAGUUUUACCCUCUUCAUUUUUGACUUAACAACAACCACAUGAAUGCUUUCUUCAGAACUCAAAGUGCUGCUAGAUUAUUGCUGUUUAAAAUAUCGCGUACAUGCAGAUUUGUUCCCAGAGGGAUGUCAGGCUUGUCCCUGUCUGGUUGUCACAUCUGUCAUUGAUUGACUUUUCCUCGCCUCUCAUUGUUUUUCUCCUGUAGAACCAUGUCGUCUCCAGAGGUGUGCUGGCCGGUGCCGAUGCGAGCCAUCGGGGCUCAGAACCUCCUCACCAUGCCAGGAGGAGUUACAAUUGCAGGGUACCUCCAUAAAAAGGGAGGCAGCCAGUUCAGCCUCCUGAAAUGUGAGUUCAUAUGAUGAUGGACCAAACUGUUCAGAAUGUCUUAUCUAUGUCGAUCCUGUAACCUCUACACUUUAAUCAGGUUAAAAAUAUGUCAAGAGCUUCCUCAUAUGUAUUACCUCUAAAACUAACAGUUUGAUUGUUCGCUGCCUGUUUCGCAGGGCCACUAAGGUACACCAUCAUCCACAAAGGCUGUGUGUACUACUUUAAGACCAGUACCUCUGCUGCACCACAGGGGGCGUUUUCUCUCAACGGCUACAACAGGUCAGUUGAAUUUCCAGUAGUUGCCUUUUAGUAAUGUUAUAUGUUAUCAUACUCCUACACUUAGAACAGCUGUAGUCUAUUAUGAACAUACACCAAAUAAAUACCUUAAAAGCAUGAUGAUUUCAUAUACCGACAAGGACUUCUGUGCACUUAGGAUCAGAAAAUUGCCUCUUUGUCAUUGCAGUUUAUCCCAAGUCAGUUUAUAUAUGCUAAUUUGAUACAGCAUGAAUUGCAAAGUAGAACUUCUACUUUGUUUGCAAAUAUUUCCAACCAAAAUACAUCUGUCCUCCCUCGCAGGGUAAUGAGAGCAGCAGAAGAAACCACGUCCAGUAACGUGUUUCCUUUUAAGAUCGUCCACUUCAGUAAGAAACACAGGACAUGGUAUUUCUCAGCAGCCAGUGAGGAUGAGAGGAGGGUGAGAACAACUGUACAUGUACUUUUAAACACACAUACAUAAGUCUGAACCAGCAUGAAGCCAUUUAUGCAAAGUUGUAAACCAUAUCAAGGCCUGAAAAUGUUUUUAUUACAAUCACCUAAAUAUGUAACUGGGAUUAAGUAUGUAAAUGACACACAAGUGCACACACAUGCAAUGAUUUCAUGUUUUUUAUUUUUAUUUUUUUAUUGCAUUUACAGAGAUGGAUGCGGCACCUGCGGAGGGAGAUAGCUCAUUACAACGACAGAAAAGAGUGCCAAUUUUCAAGGUAACUUCAGAAAAUCACACAUACUAACUGUUUACAUUUAUAAUAACCAGACUCUCUUGUAAAUAUAAGUGACUUUACACUUACUUUUAUAUCAGAACUUUUUACAAGAUGGAAUAAUUGAAAGGUAUACUUUACAGUGCCCAACAGUUUUCUCACUGCGCUGUCAGCAGACACACAGCCUCGUCAUCGUCACUCUGACCUCAGUCACCUUGAACAUUUGAGAGAGAGCCUUUCAAACUGACUAUUUAAGCUUUUUCAUCUUUUUCCCAUUUCAACUUUUUCCUUGCAAGAAAUUUAACCUGCAGGCUGAUUUAUAAUUUAUGUAGGCAAUUAAAACGGCCUCUUGAUUUUGAUUACACCCAGCAGUUUUAUUCAGAUCACACAUGCUGUCAUUAGGGAAGGGGACAUCGGCAGCUCGUUUCACAGCUUUCCCCCACAGAUUGCCUGCACUGACAAGGAAACCAGUUUCUAAGGGAAAUUCAUUUAUGUGUGCAAAAAUAAAGCCAUCUCCCUCUCUUACUAACUCUAAAAACAAAUUUUUCAUCAAACUGAAAAAACUACACAUCUGCACUUAUGACAAACACCUUUACAUUGUGCAGUACAGAAGUUUUUGACCUCACUCUAUUCAUCAGAAACACAACAGGACACUCAUUUUUGUGUAUGUUUUUAUGCAUUUAUGCUAAAUUAUUAGUUAAAAAUAUUGAUUUUUUUUCUUUUUUACUGUUUUUUGCCUCAAAUUAAUUCAUCAUGGUAUUUUCUUUGUUGUUAUAGUGACUCAGAUUCAGAUGCUGACAGUUUUUAUGGCACCAUCGAGAGGCCCAUGGAAAUCAGACAGCCAGUGGAUAACCCAGAUUCUUGUAAGACAUGGAAAAAAUCUGAUACACAACACAUUGUACAAGAGUGAGAUUAACAGUUGUAUUUAUUUAUUUUAAUUCUUGUUUUCUGUGUAGAUUAUGGUGACGAGGAUGAUGAUGACGACGAGGAAGACUAUCUUAAACCAGAUAGUGACUGUUCAUCGACAAUUUCAGGUGAUUUAAUCUACAACACACACAUUUCCUGUUGCAGGCUCAAUCAGCAUGAACUGAACAUUUGACUGUACCCAACUUUAUCUAGUCAUAGUUUUGUAAAUAGUAACCUUUCAAGACGGCCCAUCUUUGCAAAAUGUCUGACAUAUUUUGAGCUUUUUGAAAAUCUUCUGUAUUCACAUUUUUUUUUCUCUCUCUCCAGAUCGACCCACAGGGCCUCCUCCGUCUUACCCGCCACCCCCAGUACCUACUCCAGCAGCCUUCCUGCACCGCCCAGACUCCAGUCCAAAUUUGAACAGGGUCCAACCUCCAGUCCCGCCCCUGCACAGAUCACCCACCAGUCCAUUACCCAGAAAACCUCCACCCACUAUACCCCCUCCAUCCAUUCUAAACGCCAACAAAGGCCCACCACCUCCUGUUCCCUUUGCCCCCCAUCUGCAAAAGACCAUCUCCUCCUCUCCUCCCCCGACGCUUCCUCCCCCAAAUGUAAAGAAAAAUUUCCAGAGCAGAACCCCUUCGAUGGCGGCAGCUGACAAGAAAGACUGGAGGCCUCCGCCAGUUAUUGAAAAUGGUCCCAUGCGAUCCCCUACCCCUCCUGGAGGUAGCCAAUCUCAGAGCAACAACCACCAGGUGUUGCCCCCUCACCUCCGCACCAAGCCAAUCCUACCACCUCCACAUCUGGCCAAAACUGGGGGACUUCCCUUCAGGCUGGUGCCGCCAGACUCCCUUCCACCCUCUAGUAACCCUCCAUUGCCUGGACUUCACAAUAAACCAAUGAUACCUAAGCCUCCUCCACCUACAGCUAAACCUCCAAUACCUGCAAUUAAGUCCAAGCCGCUGGGAACUCCGCUUCAGUAAGUCUGACUCAAACAUGUAAAAAGAUUCAAAACCAAACACUCAACAAAUGAUUCCUCUGAAAAAGACAACCUAAGCUCACUAAGAUGUAUUUUUCCUCCAGAAGAGCGUCUCCAGAGGGCCAGAGUUUCCGAUCUUUGGGAGAGGAGACACCCUUAGAGAGCAGGAAGAAACACGGCUCAUCAAAAGGCAGUAAAGGGGAUGACUCUGACUCGGACUAUGAAAAUGUAAGAAAGCCUUAAGUGAUCUCAACUGGCAUCAUGGCCUCACACCUAAAAACUUUUACUAACCCUGACUCCAAAAUGACUGUUUUGUCCGAGCUAUUUCCAGGGAUAAUGGUCUUAGUUGACUGUUCAGUUUGAGCACUCUUAAGUCUGACAUCUUUUCUCUAAGCCAUUAUUUAAUAACCAUGAAUUGUUCUCUCUGCAGGCACAGCUGCCAGACACUGUGUUCAUCGACACAACUGAAACCUGCAUUGCAGAAAAGUAAGACACGUUCACUUUUAUCUAGUUGCAGUGCGAUAACUAGAAACAUAACUUUUAUCUGUGCUGCCCUCUAGUGGCAAAAAGGAGAACCACUUUCUCAUAACGCUCAGUGGAGUUUCAUUUUUAAUUUUUACUACAAUUUCUGUAGGUAGUCUUUGUUAUUGUCUUUCUGAUGACUUUUUUAAUUUUAUAUUUAGUUGUUAACACAUUUAAAGAACAAAAUGAAAAAUAACAAAUCUUCUUGCACUCCCAAUCUUGUAUGCAACAAAAUGCCUCAUCAAUGCAAAUACAUUUUAAUAAGUAGCAUAAAUAAGAAAGUAAAGUGGGCUGUAACCUUAAAUGCUGCUCUUGUCUGCAGGAUGUUCAAAGAGGGCCCCACCUCUCCACAGGACGGUCUCUACUGCAUCCGCAAUUCAGGAACCAAAACAUCCAAGGUAAAUAAAAAAUUAAAAUCUUAAAAAUGAUGUUUUAUAUAGAUAUUUUUGGCAUCUGUGUUUAUGCCUGGAGUCUUCCUGUUAUUGUGAAAUAAAAUGAAAUCAUUGUUGUAUCGUGUUCAGGUGCUUGUGGUGUGGGACAGCGGUAUAAACAAAGCCAGGAACUACAGACUGUUUGAAGAGGUAAAACACCUGCUUUGAACCAUAGUUUUAUCAUUCAGUUAUCUAUGUGUAUAGUGAAGGACAAUGCAAUAUUUGAAAAAAGGAAAAAAAAGCCUUUGCUAAACUCUGAUGUUGUUUCCUUGAUAGGGAGGUCUCAUUUUCCUGGACUGUGAACUCACCUUCCCUAAUCUGGCAGCACUGAUCGAACACUACUUCAACCACCCUCUUCCUCACCACGGCUCCCUCUGUCUGCAGAAGCCUUACACAGGGAUGUAAAGCUUCGGGUGGAGACAGUGAACACAUACUAAAAACUAUCAAAUACAAACUGUCAGCAAAGAAUAACAGAGAGAAGGAAAUGAAUCUGCAUCUGAAGUCCACCUCUUUCAAUCCUCACCUAGUGCUGUUGCAGAAUUCACCUUUCAGCUUCAUGAUGAUCAUGAGGACAGAAACUCUGACUACAUCCUGACAUCAAGUUUUGUGUGUAAACCUCAUAAAAUCACUUGUCAGUCACACAACAUAAACUUUAUUUAAUUUAACCAGACCAAUUUCCGACCGAACACAUGCAGAGAAAGAAUCCUAAUCCACAUUUGUGCCCUGAAAACAUCACCGUCUUUAAAUAAAGAGGUUAUAUAAGGACAAAGUUGAACAUGGAAAUCUCUAAAUCUGUCAUGGCUGAAAAAACGACAUUUAUCGGACAUGUUCCUGCAGCUUUAUGCAGAUGAAGAGUUGGUGUGAACAAGGAUCAACUAUCUGGACUUUUGAUAUCAGACUGGACAUAAAGAAAUAGUUAUUUUGUGUCUCAAACUGCUAAAAUAUUGAAUCUACUUUUAUAGUCUGUCUGUAAUGUAAAUCGCUCUUUAUUUAUAUGUAAAUCUGUAUGUACUGUAAAGAAUAGCUGUAAAAAUGUAAAUAUAUUCUUUUCUAUGAAAAUAUACAGAAAAUAAAUGAUGAGUAAAAAUGUU